UCUAUUGUUACUGUACUCAACACUGAUUCCACUCUCCCUUCUUCUUCUUCUUUUUAUUCUCCAUUAAUCUUCACCACAUCCAUUAUUCCAACAUUCUCCAUUAAUCUACAGAGAGAAACAAAGAGGAGGCGAAAUGAUACCUGGAGUUGGAGUUCAUCUAUGGAAACAGAGAAGAACUUACUGUCGACACAAUCACGACUACGAAGACGACGUUACUCCAUCUUAUUAUUAUUACAGAUCUUCUUCAUCGCAGUUAUCUAUUGCUGCAGCAGUAGAAACUCAUCAUUAUAUGGAUCAAACCGCUCUGGAAGCUCGACAACGACUCGACGAGAAACUCCGUCAUAUUCGUCCUUCAAGAUUGAAUCUACGUAAAGAAAAUGAAAUGAUCGGAAGACCAGGAAGAAGGAAAGUAUUGGUUGGAGAUUCAAAUGAUGACGAUGAUUGGAAACAACUUCUUGGAGGAGUUUUGAGAGAUAUUAUGAGCUUGAUGUGAAGAUGAUGAUCAUCUUCUUCAUUAAUUGUGUAUAUCAAAUAUUAUUUACUUUUUUUUAACUCAAAUAAAUACAAUUACCAAUUAACCAUUAACAAUUUCAUCAAUAUUAUUCACUUGAUGAUGCAUACAUAAAUUAAUAAAACUUUUAUAUGAAGAUUCA
This is a messenger RNA of Impatiens glandulifera, 653 nucleotides long. RefSeq lists its product as uncharacterized. NCBI's taxonomy places the organism in Eukaryota, Viridiplantae, Streptophyta, Magnoliopsida, Ericales, Balsaminaceae. Bases 134 to 493 code for a protein of 119 amino acids. The transcript has 2 exons. The record is from RefSeq and is a predicted model, not a curated record.